Messenger RNA from Mus musculus (house mouse), 6369 nucleotides. RefSeq names its product phosphoribosylformylglycinamidine synthase (FGAR amidotransferase) (gene Pfas). Lineage: Eukaryota; Metazoa; Chordata; Mammalia; Rodentia; Muridae. Gene Ontology annotation, molecular function: phosphoribosylformylglycinamidine synthase activity. The transcript has 28 exons. Gene Ontology annotation, cellular component: cytoplasm. Bases 94 to 4107 code for a protein of 1337 amino acids. The record is from RefSeq and is marked validated. Gene Ontology annotation, biological process: 'de novo' XMP biosynthetic process; 'de novo' IMP biosynthetic process; GMP biosynthetic process.
GUACAACGAGCGCGCGCCAAGGACUCGUGGGUCUCUGGCGCAAACUGGCGGGCUUCAGGAGCCAAAUUCUUUUCUAAAAGGUCAUCUGCAGAAAUGGCCCCUGUCCUUCACUUUUAUGUCCGCCCCUCUGGCCAUGAGGGGGCAGCAUCUGGACGUGUUUUUCGGAGACUACAAGAGAAACUGCCAACACUUCAGAGUGUGGAGACUGAGCUGUGCUACAAUGUACACUGGGCAGCUGAGACCCUUCCAUGGGCUGAGGAGAUGAAGAAGUUGAUGUGGCUGUUCGGCUGCCCUUUGGUGCGGGAUGAUGUUGCUCAGGAGCCCUGGCUUGUUCCUGGCUCCAACGAUUUGUUGCUGGAGGUGGGACCCAGGCUGAAUUUCUCGACUCCAGCAUCGACCAACAUUGUUUCUGUGUGCCAGGCAGCCGGGCUGAGGGCUGUGGAUCGGGUAGAGACCACCCGACGUUACCGACUUUCGUUUACCGACCACCCUACAGCUGAAAUGGAAGCCAUCUCUCUGGCCGCCUUGCACGACCGGAUGACAGAGCAGCACUACCCUGACCCCAUCCAGAGCUUCUCUCCUCAGAGCAUUCCAGCCCCACUCAAGGGCUCCAUCGACAUACUAGCUGAGGGUCGGCCUGCCCUGGAGAAGGCCAACCAGGAGCUAGGUUUGGCUCUUGACUCCUGGGACCUCGAUUUCUAUACCAAGCGCUUUCAAGAGCUGCAGCGGAACCCCAGUACAGUGGAGGUCUUUGACUUGGCUCAGUCCAAUAGUGAGCACAGCCGACAUUGGUUCUUCAAGGGCCAGCUCCAUGUGGAUGGGAAGAAGCUAGCGCAUUCCCUCUUUGAAUCCAUCAUGAGCACUCAGGCAUCCUCCAACCCUAACAAUGUCCUCAAGUUCUGUGACAACAGCAGUGCAAUCCAGGGGAAGAAAGUCAAAUUCCUGCGGCCGGAGGACUCUACCCGCCCAAGCUGCUUCCAGCAACAGCAGGGGCUUAGACAUGUUGUCUUCACAGCAGAGACACAUAACUUCCCCACAGGAGUGGCCCCCUUCAGCGGUGCAACCACAGGCACGGGUGGCCGCAUCAGAGACGUCCAGUGCACAGGCCGUGGGGCCCACGUGGUAGCUGGCACUGCUGGCUAUUGCUUUGGAAACCUGCACAUCCCAGAUUAUAAUCUGCCCUGGGAGGACCCAAGCUUCCAGUAUCCUGGGAACUUUGCCAGGCCUUUGGAGGUUGCUAUUGAGGCCAGCAAUGGAGCAUCUGACUAUGGCAACAAGUUUGGAGAGCCAGUGCUGGCUGGAUUUGCCCGCUCUUUGGGUCUCCAGCUUCCAGAUGGUCAGAGACGUGAGUGGAUCAAGCCCAUCAUGUUCAGUGGCGGCAUUGGGUCCAUGGAAGCCAAACAUGUAGGCAAAAAGCCCCCAGAGCCAGGCAUGGAGGUUGUAAAGGUUGGAGGUCCUGUUUAUAGGAUUGGAGUUGGGGGUGGAGCUGCUUCGUCUGUGCAGGUCCAGGGAGACAACACCAGUGACCUGGACUUUGGAGCUGUGCAACGGGGAGACCCGGAAAUGGAGCAAAAGAUGAAUCGUGUGAUCCGGGCUUGUGUGGAGGCCCCAGGAGGAAACCCCAUCUGCAGCCUCCAUGACCAGGGUGCUGGUGGCAAUGGCAAUGUCCUAAAGGAGCUGAGUGACCCAGAAGGAGCCAUCAUUUACACCAGCCGCUUCCAGCUAGGUGACCCAACCUUGAAUGCACUGGAAAUCUGGGGGGCUGAGUACCAGGAGUCAAAUGCACUACUGCUUAGGCCCUCUGACCGGGACUUCCUGAGUCGUGCCAGUGCCCGGGAACGCUGCCCAGCUUGUUUUGUGGGCACAAUCACUGGAGACAAGAGAAUUGUACUAGUGGAUGAUCGUGAAUGCCUAGUAGGAAAAACUGGUCAGGGAGAUGCACCCCUGACACCUCCAACCCCUGUAGACCUGGACCUUGACUGGGUGCUGGGAAAGAUGCCUCAGAAGGAGUUCUUCCUCCAGAGGAAACCCCCUGUGCUGCAGCCUUUGGCUUUGCCCCCAGAACUGAGUGUGCGACAGGCUCUGAACCGGGUCCUAAGGCUGCCUGCUGUGGCCAGCAAACGCUACCUCACCAACAAGGUGGAUCGCUCUGUGGGUGGCCUUGUUGCCCAACAGCAGUGUGUCGGACCCCUGCAGACUCCUCUGGCUGAUGUGGCUGUUGUAGCACUGAGCCACCAGGAGUGCAUAGGGGCUGCCACAGCCCUGGGAGAGCAGCCAGUCAAGAGCCUGCUGGACCCCAAGGCUGCUGCCAGGCUUGCUGUGUCUGAGGCCCUCACCAACCUGGUGUUUGCUCUGGUCACCGACCUCCGAGAUGUGAAGUGCAGUGGGAACUGGAUGUGGGCAGCCAAGCUCCCAGGUGAGGGUGCAGCGCUGGCUGAUGCCUGUGAGGCUAUGGUGGCAGUGAUGGCAGCACUGGGUGUGGCAGUAGAUGGUGGCAAAGACUCCCUCAGCAUGGCUGCCCGGGUCGGCACUGAGACGGUGCAGGCUCCUGGGUCACUGGUCAUUUCAGCAUAUGCUGUCUGUCCAGACAUCACAGCCACUGUGACCCCAGACCUCAAACAUCCUGGUGGGAAAGGUCAUUUGCUUUAUGUGCCUUUGAGCCCCGGGCAGCACCGGCUGGGAGGAACGGCUCUAGCCCAGUGUUUCUCCCAGCUUGGGGAGCACCCUCCUGAUCUAGACCUUCCCGAGAACCUUGUGCGUGCCUUUCAUAUCACCCAGGGGCUGCUGAAAGAAUGCCGUCUUUGCUCAGGCCAUGAUGUCAGCGAUGGGGGGCUUGUCACCUGCCUUCUAGAGAUGGCCUUUGCUGGGAACUGUGGGAUAGAGGUAGAUGUACCUGCCCCUGGGAUCCAUGCAUUGCCUGUGCUGUUUGCGGAAGAGCCCGGUCUGGUGUUGGAGGUACAGGAGGCAGAUGUGGCCGGAGUACGGCAGAGGUACGAGAGUGCUGGCCUACGGUGUCUGGAACUGGGCCACACAGGCGAGGCUGGACCCCAGGCCAUGGCCCGAAUAUCAGUGAAUAAGGCUGUGGUAGUAGAGGAGCCUGUUGGGGAGUUAAGAGCCCUCUGGGAGGAAACAAGUUUCCAGCUGGACCUACUGCAGGCAGAGCCACGCUGUGUGAUAGAGGAGAAACAGGGCCUGAAGGAGCGGACAGGGCCCAGCUACUACCUGCCGCCCACCUUUCCUGUGGCCUCUGUGCCCUGUAAACCUGGUGGACCCGUCCCUCGAGUUGCCAUCUUGCGAGAAGAGGGCAGCAAUGGAGACCGAGAAAUGGCUGAUGCCUUUCACUUGGCAGGCUUUGAGGUGUGGGAUGUGACCAUGCAAGAUCUCUGCUCUGGGGCCAUCAGGUUGGACACAUUCCGUGGUGUGGCCUUUGUGGGCGGCUUCAGCUACGCAGACGUCCUGGGCUCUGCUAAAGGUUGGGCAGCUGCGGUGACCUUUAAUCCACAGGCCAGGGAAGAGCUGGGCCGAUUCCGAAGGCGGCCGGACACCUUCAGCCUGGGCGUGUGUAAUGGCUGUCAGCUGCUGGCUCUUCUGGGCUGGGUGGGAAGUGAUCCCAGUGAAGAGCAAGCUGAGCCAGGCCAGGACUCCCAGCCAACACAGCCGGGCCUCCUGCUCCGCCACAAUCUGUCUGGGCGGUUCGAGUCCCGAUGGGCCACCGUACGUGUGGAGCCGGGGCCAGCCCUGAUGCUCCGAGGGAUGGAAGGCUCUGUGCUGCCCGUGUGGAGUGCUCACGGGGAAGGCUACAUGGCAUUUUCUUCUCCUGAACUCCAAGCCAAGAUCGAGGCCAAGGGCCUGGUUCCUCUGCACUGGGCAGACGAUGAUGGGAACCCCACAGAGCAGUACCCUCUGAACCCCAAUGGAUCUCCAGGGGGCAUAGCUGGUAUCUGUUCCCAAGAUGGCCGACACCUGGCACUCAUGCCGCACCCUGAGCGGGCUGUAAGGCUUUGGCAGUGGGCAUGGCGACCCUCUCCCUUUGAUGUUCUUCCCACCUCCCCGUGGCUGCAGCUCUUCAUCAAUGCUAGGAACUGGACCCAGGAGGACAGCUGCUGAGGAGGCCGCAUGACCACCCUGGCCCACAGCUCACCCUUUGACUCCGUUGCCUUCUUUCCCCAUUGCUUUCAGGAGUAUCCCAUGUGAUUUCCAAAAGCAUCUUAGCAAGAACCAAAAUGCUGGGAUGACCUCAGCUGCAUUGCUCAUUUUAGCCUUGCCCCUGCAAGAGCUGCUUUCAGCUCUUGAGUUUAACAUGGAUCUUCAGCAAGCGGCUCAGGCUCCGAGGACAGCUGACAGGCAGAGGGGUGGGCAGAGAUUUACUGGCAGCCCUCCCGGGAUCAUCGCCUUGUGAUCCUUCAUUCUCUUGGUUAGAGCUCUGAGUGAGCUCUCACAUCCUCGUUUUCUUUGGCUUUGUGAGAUCGGCUUUCAGUCUAUAGCCCAGGCUGGCCCUAAACUCAGAAUUCUUUUGCGUUACCCCGGGUGAGUUGCCAAGGCGCUUGGCAUUGGCUUAGGGUCUAGGAAUAAUGUACAUCAGUCCCUCCCAGCCUCUGCCCAGCUGAAAAGAGCAGCUUUCCGGAUCCCUUUUCAGACAUGCACUGCUAGUUGUUAGGAAUCAUUGCUUCUGUCCAUGCUCAAGGCGCUGACCUGUGCCUAUCUCAGAUCACAUUCCUGAUUCUUGCUUCUCUUAAUUUAGCAGCCACCUUACAGUAGUUGAUACCUUCCUUCUUAGAGCAGAGAGCCCUGGAGCUUGUUUUUUGUUGUUUUGGCUUUUCAAGACAGGGUUGGGUUUUUGUUUUUGUUUUUGUUUUUUGGGUUUUUUUGUUUUGUUUUGUUUUUAUGUGUGUAUAGCCCUGGCUGUCCUGGAACUUAUGUUGUAGACCGGCUGGCCUCGCACUCAGAGAUCCAUCUGAGUGCUGGGGUUAAGGCAUGUGCGACUACUGCCUGGCCAUUCAUUUUUCUUCUUGUUGCUUGAUCAGUAGUGGUGCCUGACAUUGGUACUGACCUAAUGGAGUUUGUAGUCUUUUUUUUUUUUUUUUUUUUUUUUUUUUGGUUUGGUUUGGUUUCAGGCAAGGUCUCUCUGUGUAGCCCUGGCUGUCCUGGAACUCACUUUGUAGACCAGGCUGGCCUCGAACUCAGAAAUCCACCUGCCUCUGCCUCCCGAGUGCUGGGAUUAAAGGCAUGCGCCACCACGCCCGGCUUGUUUGUAGUCUUAAUAGGAUUGAAAUAAUAAUAGCUCCUUAGCUUGUACUGCCAACCUAAAUAGGUGCUGGGUAACUUAUGUGUCUAUCAUAAAGAUUAAGGUAUUUGAGAGGUGUUUCCCAGUUAACAAAGCAAAGUUUAGUGAUAAACUGUCUAUGAUUGGUUCCAACUUAAAAUGAACAGCAAGGCGCCCUACCCACCCAGCUACAUCUGCCUGUGAAGAUCCUGCAGUCACAGAUCACGUCUUGGUAGUAGCUGUUGUACCGACAGCCACCUUCAUCAUCCGUUGCUUCCUACUUACUUGUACGGUAGACUCGGGUAGCCCCCUAAGAAGCUCGAUGUCAUGAUUAAAGGAGUUUCCUUAUAAAAACAGACUAGCAUGUUGGAUUUCUAAAUAUUUCAGGGUUUGGGGGAAUGCAGAACACUUGUGCUUCUGCAGAAGUAGCACCCCAAGAAGGUACUAAUGGUGAAUAGGUGUUAAGCUGCAGGUUGUAUGUCCAUCUGAGUAUUAGAACACUUGCCUAGUAUCUGUGUUUCCUGAGUUUGAUUCCCGUCCAGCACCACCAAAGGAAGAUAUUUGGAGAUGGGAAGUCAGAUCUUUCUCCGUUUUGCAUUGCAAAGUAACUUUUCCUAACUAGAGUGAUUCUAAGGAUUUUGUUUGUAUUUUCGAGACCCAUAUGAUGUUCUGGCUGGCUUUGAACUCAUAGCUGAGAGUAAUCUUGAAAUCCUGGUCUUCUACCAAGUGCUGUGUUCUGACCUAAGUACCAUUUUGGACAUGUGAACAUUCCCUUUGAUGCUGUGGAAGAAUAUAUAUUUUGCUUAUGGUGGUACAUGCCUUUUAUCCCAACACUUAGGAGAUAGGGGCAGGUGGAUCUUUGUAAGUUCAAGGCCAGCCUAGUGAGUUCCAGGCUAGUCAGGACACUGUCUCAAAUUUAUAUAUUUAAAGUAUUUAUGAAAGUAUUUUUGUAAGCCUGAGUAGGCAAGAUGGCUUAGUGCAGAAGUUUUCAACCUUCCUAAUGCUGUAACCCUGUAAUACAGUUCCUCAUGUUAUUGUGGGCACAACCAUAAAGUUUUGGUUGCUAUUUUAUAACUGUAGUUUUGCUGCUAUUAAAAAUCAUAAUG